AGUUAACUUUGUCAGAAUUAUCCCGAGUGUUCGCAGACUUUAACUUUUUUGAUUAAACUAAUAUUUUGUCUCUAGAUCAGUGUUACAAGAAGGGACUUUAAAAGUAAUGUUUUGAAAACACUAAAUUAUUACACAAUGCCAGAAUUAUUUGUUAGGGGACCUAUUUUGACGAUUCUUUUUAUUCAAGGAUCUUGUCUCCUAUUUCCACAAAAAAACGUAAACAUCACAUUACCCAUCUUCUAUCCUUCUGAUGUUUCGUUCUACCAACUAAUCGGUAUACCUACAGAUUCUAUUAGCUCCUCUAGUGGAGGUACAGUAAACUAUCAAAUCACGAACGUGACUUUGCAAGAAAAAGACGGAUCUCAACAUGAAAGAAACGACUUAUUUGCAAUCAACUCUUCAACAGGCCACCUAUCACUUGUGAAGCCUCUGGAGCCAAAAACAGACUACCUAGGAGCAAACUUUACAAUAAGACUUCAGGCGACUGAAGGAAAUAUAUCUAGCAGCACUUCCUGCGUGUUGAAUGGAAAUAUAUCCGAUGCCAAUGAUCUGUGUCGGCCGAGUUUUCAGUUUUGUUUUUUGAACUCCUACGCGGAGUAUGACGUCCCUGAAUCUCUGGAACCUAACAUUGUCUUCGAUCAUUUGCGUCCUCAAACUGUGGCUAAUAGGUGUCCCUCCUUUAAAGCACAGUAUGUUGUAAUUAAAGGAAACACAGUUUUAUCCAUAGACCAGAGGAGUGGAUCACUUUCACUUCGUUCCCAUUUGGAUGCUGAUCAGAAUGAAGCAAUUCAUACGUUCAAGAUUCAAUGCUCAGUUAGAAACGAGAGUUUCUAUCUGGAGGGGAAAAUGAACGUCUUCGAUGUGAAUGACAACGCCCCCUAUAAGCCCCAAAAUGUUGAUUCCGUGAUUAACGUAGAUGUCAAUAAAAUUGAGAAGGAGGGUUCAUACAUUGAUUACCAGUUCAAUGUCUUCGAUAAGGACUCUGCUACCGUCAAUAAUGUUGAAGCCCGCAUAGAAAACGAUUCUUUAGGAUUCUUUAACGUUGUAAUUACGGAGGUGUACGACAGAGCUGUGAAAGAAGAAACAUUUACAGUUAUAAUGGUGAAGACAGUCAAACCUUUAGCUUUAUUGGAACCAGAUUAUAAUUUCUCUGUAAUUAUAGAAGACAAAAGUGUAUUGAAGGGGAAGAAUCACAAAGUACUGCAGCCAGUACCAGUCCAAAUCUCUGAACAGUGGUCAUUUGAACUGACAUCUGAAGAGGAAAUAUUCAAGGUGACACCGAAUACCGGGAUUGUCUACAUAGCAAACACUGAACGAUUACAAACGAUCGAAGGAGAAAUGCGUCUAAACUUAUCUUGGAAUGUUAAAACGGAAAAAGAGAGAAUCACUGUAGAGAUCAUAGUUAAUGUUACUGACAAAGAUCAAAGCCCUCAGCUCGAAGACUGUGAUUAUUGUGCGAAAUAUGGUGUUCAAACCAUUUGUCUUGCUUCCUGUGGAAUGGGAACUGCUAGAGGUCGUUGCUCUUGGCGGGAAAAUAACUAUAAAACCUCUCCCACCACCAAAUAUGCCACUUGCAGUUCAGACAUUACGACUUGUCCUGACGGCGUGUGUGACGAACUGGAAAAAACAUAUGGCCAUAUUUGUCCCCAGGACUGCUGUGAAAACUUCGAAGGUUCGGUUAUCUUUCCAAACAACGUCAGUGGUAAAAGUCAUGGAAUCAAAAUGGCAGUUGGGACUUGUACUUGCUCCACUAUCAAUACGUGCAAGUGUGUGGAACCGAUACAUAUCGACGGCAGUCAGGUUUUCGACUCAAACAAUAGCUACUCACUACAAUAUGGUGAUUCAAAAGGAAGAAAGAACCCAGAAAUUUUGUCGAAAGAGACAGAGGAUACAAAUACUGGUUUCUCCAGUACCGCAGCUUGUGGGGAAGGAUGUGUUGCCCUGAUCUUCUUGGCUCUCGGUAGCGCUUUUGUUGCGUGCAUUCUCUUCAUUCUAAUUUCCCGUAUAAAGAAAUACAGGAAGAAUAAAACGAAAAACAAAUAUGUCGGAAACUGUAUGUCCCUCUCCGUGAUGACUUCUGAACAUAUAAAUGGUCGACCUUCCCCAGUGCAAGACCCGCAGCAAUCUACAAACGAAACAUCUGCUGGGUGUAGUAGCAAGACUUUAAGAGAUACUCGAUGGGAAUUUCCACGAGAUAAGUUGAUUAUGGAAGAGAAGCUAGGAGAAGGAGAGUUUGGGAGGGUGAUGCGAGCACAAGCCUGGGGAAUAAAUGGUCAUAAAGGAUACAGUACAGUUGCAGUGAAGAUGUCAAAAGGUAAUGGAGGUUUAUCAGAACAGCAGGACCUUUACUCAGAAUUUAAUAUGUUAAAAGAAGUGUCUCAUCCCAACGUAAUUAAACUACUUGGAGCAUGCACUCAGAAAGGCGGCCCUUUUUACAUCAUAGUGGAAUAUGCUGAGCUUGGUUCUCUUCGUUCUUUUCUGCGCAAAAGUCGAUCAUUAGGAUUUGAAUUCAGUGACUCCAGUAUGGUACAAGUAGAAAAUCCCAUGUACUUAUCCGACAGUGGUGACCUCUGCCGUCGUAAUGAUACCCGGUUAACAAAACGCGAUCUUAUAUCGUUUGCUUGGCAGAUUACGAAAGGAAUGGCCUAUUUGAGCGACAUGAAGUUAAUUCACAGAGAUUUAGCGACCAGAAAUAUCCUUCUGGCAGCAGGGAAUGUUAUCAAGAUUUCCGACUUCGGACUUAGUCGUGACGUAUACGAAGGCGACACAUAUCUAAAGAAGACUAAGGGACGGGUUCCGGUUAAAUGGAUGGCUAUAGAAUCGCUAGAAGACCACGUUUAUACUUCGAAAAGUGAUGUCUGGUCAUUUGGAGUGGUUCUUUGGGAAAUCGUUACCUUAGGAGCAAGUCCUUACCCAGGUGUAGAACUAGAACGGUUGUACAACCUUCUUAAGUCUGGUUACAGAAUGGAAAAACCAAAAACCUGUUCAGAUCAACUGUAUCACAUCAUGAUAAUGUGUUGGAGAGAGAAUCCAUACAAUCGACCAUCUUUCAAGGACCUUGUUCACAGAUUCGACAUUAUGUUACAAGAAACUGCGGAAUACUUGGACCUCAGUCCUAUACAGAAUAAUGAUGCUCACAUUUGGACAGGUGAUGAAAACUUGCUAAUUGAGGUGGAAUCUGGUGCAGAGAAAUCAGAAGAACUGGUUUGUCCAACUCCAAGCCAAGAUUCCGACUGUAUACAACUCAUCUCUGAAAAUCUCAAGGAAACUAUUCCUGCAGAUAUUGUUUCUGAUGCAACAGUAUAAACAUAUAGUUUCAUUGUUGUCAGGUUAUUAUACUGGUAUCCAUAGCGAAUAAAGGUGAACGAGAAUGUUUGAUUUUCAGUUGAGAGAAGAAUCAUAAUUUCAUGGAAAGAAACAAUAUGUUGAUAUCUGUUGUGAUGGUGAGUUUAUUAGACUGGAAGCUAAAUGUAAUAGGUAAUAAUUUUCUUAUUUUAAAUUGAUUAUGGGAAAACCCGCUAUACGGUCAGAGAGCCUUAUGGGAUAUCGCAUAAACUCUAGAAUCACCUUGAGAAGUAAAACUAGUUUUUCUCGCUAUGUAUUUGGACAACGUUUAAGCUUCGUUGAAACUCAUGUUUAUCUAUUGGUUUCAUAAAGCUUUUGUUAAUGUGUGUGUGUGUGAAGAUGUAUUAAUACAGUAAGAUCAUCACAAAAAUUAAGAACUCUGAUCACCCAAUCAGAUUCAUUAUGGGAAAACAUGUAAAUUGAAUCAGUUGGUUAGAAAAAUAAAUUUUUGGUUAACAGAGAUUCAUGAUGCUUACAAAAUCUAGAAAAAAAAUAGGGCAAAUGAAUAAAUAAAUUACAUUUCAAGAAAUUCAAUAACCAAAGGUCUUUCGAAAGGUAGGCCUUUCUUUAUCAGGGAUUUGUUGUUGUAGUUAGAAAAAAAGUUUAGACACAUUAGAACGCAAAAUAACUUUACGUUUAAAAAAUAUUACUUUAAACGUGUGAUAGCGUGCACAGUAGAGCCAAGCAUGUGCAUACUUAUAGAAAUAAUAAAGAUUUAAGUUCUUAAACCAAAGAAAAUGAAACUGGAUUAAGAAAAACAUAACGUAAGACUAUUUUUGUCCACUGUUAGAUCCCUGUAUUUAUUGGUUAAAAACAGAAGAAAUGUUCGUGAUAUCUGUAUUGUUACAAAACAAUGGCCAGAAAUCACGUCGUUAUAACCACACCGAGAUAGAUCUAUUGAUGCAUACAAAAUUAUUUAUUCGGUCUUUUCUUUACUUAAGUUCGUAACAGUUACUAGGUUUUAGUGUUUCGUCACAAAUCAGAGAAGAAUUUGUUCAACAACGUGUGAAAUGAAUCAAGGGGAUAUCUCUUCAUUAAAAUCAAUAUAUUCUGUUUUACUUUUCUUCCUUUAACUUUCACAAAUAAAAGAAAGUUUUCAAAUUCCGAUCUAUUGAAAGUUGAACUCCUAUUUCCGCUUUUUUAUGCAUUUAUUAUGUGUAGUAUAGUUAUGUCCGGCUUAUAACGUCGGUAGAUCGCUUAAAGUAGAUUUGAUAUCUUUAUACAUAUAAUAAAGGUUAUCUUCAAAAAGUUAAAACAUCAUUUGUAUAUCUCGCAAUGCUUUUGUGCUUAUUAAACCAAUCAUUCAUUUGACAGUAAUUAAAAGAAGAUUAAUGAUUAAUAAUUGUUUAAAUAAAUACCUAUAUUUAAUGUUGGCGUUCUUAAUGGUGUUUAUUUAUAAAACCUUUGUUAUUAUCCUUGUAUAUAUAUGACAAACGAACGUUGUACAGGUGAUUGAAAGCUAUGUUUGUAUAUAUAGUGAA
Molecule: messenger RNA, 4826 nt
Organism: Limulus polyphemus (Atlantic horseshoe crab)
Lineage: Eukaryota; Metazoa; Arthropoda; Merostomata; Xiphosura; Limulidae
Product: proto-oncogene tyrosine-protein kinase receptor Ret-like
Exons: 21
Coding region: 136-3306 (1056 amino acids)
Biological process (GO): multicellular organism development; cell surface receptor protein tyrosine kinase signaling pathway; protein phosphorylation
Cellular component (GO): axon; membrane; signaling receptor complex
Molecular function (GO): transmembrane receptor protein tyrosine kinase activity; calcium ion binding; ATP binding
Source: RefSeq, a predicted model, not a curated record